This is a messenger RNA of Linum trigynum, 3677 nucleotides long. The record is from the annotation of a GenBank genome assembly. Lineage: Eukaryota; Viridiplantae; Streptophyta; Magnoliopsida; Malpighiales; Linaceae.
CCCACAAUUAGUUUAGUUGUUAGAUCUUGAAAAUAGUUGGGGAUAAGCAAUAAUGUUUUUACUAUUUCUUAGUGUUUAAAUAGAACAAGAAAUGAGUUGCAACCUAAAGAAUAUGUUUAAUAAUAGUAGUGUCCUAAGUUUGAAUAACACAAACUACCAUUUAUAAUUCUUUAAUCUUACACAAACUACUAUCGAGAGUAGUAUAAUCAUUUUUUCAAAUUUAAGGGUGUCCCGGAUUACCAAUUAUAAUUUUUUCUUCAUACGAAACUACAGCCGGGGGUUGGAUAAUCGUUCUUCCAAAUUUUAGGGGUGUCCCGGGACACCCCUAAAUGUCCAUGUAUCCGCCACUGAGUAAAAUGAUCAAUAUUAUAUUUCGUAUGCAUAAUAUUUAUAUAAUCUGAAUAGAUCUAUUUGAAUCCGACUCGUAUGAGUUGACAAAAAUUGAACUUAAUUUAUAUCAAACCACAAAUUAUAAAUAUUGCAUGAGUGUCAACUCAAUAUGAGUCAUGAUAAUUGACUUAGAAUUAUAAUCGAGUAAUCGACCCAUCCUAGCCCGUCAGAACUCAGAAGCACUCGUAUUCACAAAAGAAAAAAGAAUUGGGCUCCAUAUUAUUAUUGGGUAAACAAUGGCCCGUUACCAGGAGGAUAGACUGGAAACAACUCAAAACGUGGCAGGCCUCAGAAAUCGUCGGCCCAACCUCCGAUUUCUACAGGUAAAGUUUCCAUCCCCUACGCAGUGCUGGGGCAUAGCAUUUUUUUCAGAGCUCUGCUUCUUAGCAGUUGAGCUCCUAAAACCCUGCCAAUGGGUCCUCUCCACAGAGCUUCGAAAACCCUCAAAUCACUCAGACACCAAUUUUUGCUGCACGCGACUCAGCAAUUCGAUUCAUCUUCGCGCCUCUCGGGUUCAAGUGAUUACCGGGUGGUGCUGACAAGAGCGCUAUGCUCCCACCCCCGCCAGAACGCCAAAGAAGCCGUGGAUUUGACCCAGUACCCGCCGGAGAGAAUUCGAAACUUCUCCAUCAUCGCCCACGUCGACCAUGGCAAGUCGACGCUCGCUGACCGUUUGUUGGAGCUCACCGGCACCAUCAAAAGAGGCCAUGGCCAGCCUCAGUAUCUCGAUAAAUUACAGGUAGAGAGAGAAAGGGGGAUCACGGUGAAAGCUCAGACAGCGACGAUGUUCCACAAGUACAAUCUCCAAGGCUCGAGCUUGGAUGGUUCAAAUGAGCCGCAGCCGUUUCUUCUGAAUUUAAUUGACACGCCUGGUCAUGUGGAUUUUAGCUAUGAAGUUUCGAGAUCAUUAGCAGCUUGCCAAGGCGCCCUUUUGGUGGUUGAUGCAGCCCAAGGUGUGCAGGCACAGACAGUGGCUAACUUCUAUCUCGCAUUUGAAUCUAACCUCACAAUUAUCCCUGUCAUUAACAAGAUAGACCAGCCAACAGCUGAUCCUGAUCGAAUUAAAGAUCAACUGAAGUCGAUGUUUGAUCUUGAGCCGUCUGAUUGUCUUCUAACCUCGGCCAAAACAGGACAGGGGCUUGAACAUGUCCUGCCAGCCGUCAUUGAGAGGAUACCUCCUCCACCUGGGGAAGGGAAUAGGCUGUUGCGCAUGCUCUUGCUGGAUUCCUAUUAUGAUGAGUACAAAGGAGUGAUCUGCCAUGUGGCGGUUGUGGAUGGGAUGUUGAGGAAGGGGGAUAAGAUAUCAGCUGCUGCCACAGGUCAAACCUAUGAUGUUCUGGAUGUAGGUUUCAUGCAUCCUGAACUCACUCAAACUGGGGUGCUUCUAACUGGACAAGUGGGGUAUGUUGUGACUGGAAUGAGGUCGACUAAGGAAGCACGUAUUGGAGACACUUUGUUUCACGCCAAAACCAUUGUAAAGCCUCUUCCUGGCUUCAAGGCUGCAAAACACAUGGUGUUCUCUGGUCUCUUUCCGGCCGAUGGAUCUGACUUUGAGGCACUCAACCAUGCAAUAGAGAGGCUGACAUGUAACGAUGCCAGUGUCUCUGUUACUAAAGAGAGUAGCACUGCUCUUGGUCUGGGUUUUAGAUGUGGGUUUUUGGGUUUACUUCACAUGGAUGUUUUUCAUCAGCGGCUUGAACAAGAAUAUGGAACUCAUAUUAUUUCCACUGUCCCAACUGUUCCAUAUAUCUUCGAAUAUUCUGAUGGAAGCAAAGUGGAAGUUCAAAACCCUGCUGCUUUGCCCUCAAACUCAAAGCAGCGAGUUACAGCUAGUUGGGAACCUACAGUAUUAGCCACGAUUAUUAUCCCUAGUGAGUAUGUUGGACCGGUUAUUACCUUGUGCUCGGAAAGAAGAGGGCAGCAAUUGGAGUACUCAUUCAUUGAUAGCCAACGUGCCUUUAUGAAAUACCGCUUGCCUUUGAGAGAAAUAGUUGUCGAUUUCUACAAUGAAUUGAAGAGUAUAACAUCAGGAUACGCGUCAUUCGACUACGAAGAUUUAGAAUACCAACAAGCCGAUUUGGUGAAACUUGAUAUUCUCCUAAAUGGUCAGGCAGUUGAUGCCAUGGCAACAAUUGUUCACAACUUGAAGGCACAACGGAUGGGCCGUGAACUGGUGGAUAAGUUGAAGAAAUUCAUAGAUAGGCAAAUGUUCGAGAUAAUCAUACAAGCAGCAAUUGGGUCAAAGGUUGUUGCUAGAGAGACGAUCUCAGCUAUGAGGAAGAAUGUUCUAGCAAAGUGUUAUGGUGGGGACAUUACUCGGAAGAGGAAGCUACUGGAAAAACAGAAGGAAGGAAAGAAGAGAAUGAAGCGAGUUGGGUCAGUUGACAUACCUCAAGAGGCUUUCCAUCAACUAUUGAAGGUGUCAUAGGGAAAAGCAAGCAAGAACGAGAUCCUCUCCUGAAAUAUUUCCAGCUGGUAAGUCCAUCAAGGUCGAUAUGUCUUGGGGUUUGCUAGGACAAUCCUCGAAGUGGAUACUAGGAUGCUAAUAGUUUUUCAUACGCGAUCGACAGGAAGGAAAGCAGGCCUGCAAUGCAUCUGUGUGAUGCGAAUGAUUACCGGAGAAUGUUACAGCAGAAGCGAAAUAGCCCCUGAACUUGUAUGGGAGUUAGUUUGUCUGGUUUUGCGUAAGGAAGUGUCACUUGUGAGAGUUGGCUAUGAUCCAGAGCGAGGUGCUGGGGACUUGGGUGAACUUUGAAAACGAAUUGAUGUAGGUGUGAGGGACAUGUAUUAGCGUCAAGUACAACAAAACUUGGGCACAGUUGGUCAUAAAUAGUGUUGGAAAAAUCAAACAACAUACAUAGAUGAAAUGCGCAGUUGAUAGCUUGUAUUAUUCAUCUCUGCGCCGGGUAAUUUUCUGUAAGAUGAAUGCGAGGAAUUCGUGAUCUAUGGUAUUACGAAGCAAACUUUUUCAAGCAUUGUCGAUCACGAAUUGUUUCCUCUGCUUGUGGAUGAAGUAAGCUAGCAGACAUAAUUCCUUGUAUCGAUUAUCAAUUGAGGGCUCCUCUGUUGUGUUCUGACUGGGGAAUACGUGGUGUUCCCAAGUUCCACAUAUCCGGACACUUGACACCACUUCACCGUCGUCUUCUUCCAAAAUUCCAAGAUAAAGAAGGUGCUAAACGUAAGGAUGUCCGCGUUUGGGUCCUGCCUAGCGCAUAACAUGUUUAGACAACGUCUAGAUAUGCGUUUGAAGUAAAUAAACAUUUUUUUAACAAAAAUAAUCAUUUUAU